Messenger RNA from Cooperia oncophora, 786 nucleotides. The record is from the annotation of a GenBank genome assembly. NCBI's taxonomy places the organism in Eukaryota, Metazoa, Nematoda, Chromadorea, Rhabditida, Trichostrongylidae.
AUGAUUUUCAGAGGUUUCGAUCACGAUUGUACUGCUCAGCAAUUCGUCAAUGUGAUGUAUCAGAAGAAAUGUAUGCGAACAGAACCGCUCGAAUCAAUUAGCGAACCAAUUUGUGGAAAUGGUGUUACUGAGGAGGAUGAACAGUGUGACUGCGGUUUGCCGGCACAGUGUAAUAGCUGGAAUUGUCAUCCGGAGACUUGUACCUAUCGAAUCCAGCCAGUAGUAAUUUGGCUAUUCGGAGUCAGCUUCAUCUCCAUCUCGGCUACGGUAUUAGCCGUUAUUCUGCGAUACAGAGGAACAAUGUUGAACUGCUUUAAAGUUCAUAAAGAUCACGAUUCAAAUUUCCAUCAAGCCAGAAUUCGUGCUCUCAGUUCGAGUCCAUAUCAAUCUCGCAAACGCAGUACAGUUACAGUUACCACUGGGACAUCAACUCCGAACUCUGUUCCACACAGUACGAUCUUGCAACGACCGAAACAACCUCCUCCACCACCACCUAUAAAAGCUUCAAUUGCGGUGGAUCCUGGAACAUCUUAUGCUCGACAGAUCAGUAACAGGGAUGACAUUUCAUGGAAAUUUGAGGAUUUUGACUCGGAUGAGGAGGACUCGAGCAAUCAGAAGACAAAUUUUUCAUCAUAUCCAGGUCAACCGGGUGUACCAACAUGUCCCAGCUAUCCUUCAUUCGUACCAAUAAACAGAGUCACGGUAGCCUUCCAUGGCUCUGGCGCUACGAUGGACACAUUGUGCACGUCCAGUGGCGAUUCGUCGUCGAGCGCUGCAUCGCUCUGA